AUGGAAGAAGAACACCAAAAGCUCAAGAAAAUCAAGCUUCCGCAACCAGAAAAGAAACUGGCACACAAGUCAAUGAACAAAGACUCAGAUUCUGUGGACAAUAAUUUAGAUGAAACAAAGACUCGCCUGAAUUCAAUUGAUCAUGACAAGGUCUCUGAUAAGAAUCCAAGGUUUGAGCAAGAAGAUUUUGAAAAUGUAGUGACGUACUUAUCCAAACCUGAAAAGUUCAAGUUGAUCUAUGGUCCAGGCAAAAAAACAACAGUGACUGGUCAGACAAUGAAUUGUAAUACAUCUUUGAACACUUUCGCCACUCACAUCAAUGGCUUUUUGGGAAAGGAGUCUGAGGAUGUGGAUCAUACUGCAAAAUCAACCGAAGAAGGUGAUGUCAUUCUUGAAGAAAACAACAAUGACAAAAGUUGCGCGAAGACACUAACUGUGUUGGACUUCAUAUAG
Messenger RNA from Melampsora larici-populina 98AG31, 453 nucleotides. RefSeq lists its product as uncharacterized. The transcript has 3 exons. Bases 1 to 453 code for a protein of 150 amino acids. The record is from RefSeq and is a predicted model, not a curated record. NCBI's taxonomy places the organism in Eukaryota, Fungi, Basidiomycota, Pucciniomycetes, Pucciniales, Melampsoraceae.